Molecule: messenger RNA, 3807 nt
Organism: Carassius auratus (goldfish)
Lineage: Eukaryota; Metazoa; Chordata; Actinopteri; Cypriniformes; Cyprinidae
Product: ATPase family AAA domain-containing protein 2B-like
Exons: 24
Coding region: 167-3772 (1201 amino acids)
Biological process (GO): nucleosome disassembly; nucleosome assembly; transcription initiation-coupled chromatin remodeling
Cellular component (GO): nucleus
Molecular function (GO): chromatin binding; ATP binding; ATP hydrolysis activity
Source: RefSeq, a predicted model, not a curated record
AAGUGGCUCGCCGGAGAGUUUCGGCUGGCUGACAGCAGAGGGAGAGAGAGAGAAAGAAAGAGAAAUGGCGCCUCGACACUCUAGUAGCUGAGACACAUUCAGAACGAAAGCAGCUGACAAGAGCUACAGGACUGGAUCUGUCUAUCAGCGGGGACAGACAGCAAUCAUGGUGAACACCAGAAAGAGCUCGGAGCACAAGCCCAUCAGUCCCUUCAUCUCGGGCCGGACGAGGUCGUCUCAGAGGAGCAACCCAAACUUGGACGAGCACAACAGCCGUGUAAGGAAGAGAGAGACACCGGCAGCCUAUUCUCUCCGCCAGCCGAAGGAGCCAGGCAGUGAUGUUAACAGCAGUAGUCCACGUUUGUCCCCGCCGCCCAAGCGGACACGCAGACAGACCCCACCAAGUUCUACCGAUACUUCUCCAAGUCCCCAGAGUAAAGGCCAGAGAGCCCCGUGGACCAUGUCCAAACACUGUACUAGGUUGUCCACUGGUGCCCUGCAGAAUGGACGCAGUCGAAUGAGUCUGAGGGGUGAUUCUACAUCAGAUGGGGACCACGCUCGCAUGAACGGUCAUGUUGAGCUCAAGAGGAGCCGCCGCAUCAGGAAGUCCCAGUUCGAACACCUCAAUCAGAGUUUACUUUUCGACCAACUUGUCAACAGUACGGCAGAAGCAGUCCUUCAAGAGAUGGACAACAUCAGCAGCAUACGGCAGAAUCGGGAAGUGGAGCGCCUCCGCAUGUGGACGGACACUGAACUGGAAAACAUGGACAUGUACUCCCGCGUGAAGAGGAGGAAGUCUUUGCGUAGGAACACGUAUGGAAUGCAGGCGCAUCACAAAGCCAUGAGCAAGUCAAAGGACCCCGAAGAGGAGGAGGGAACUGAAGAGUCUCACGAAGAGGAGGAGGAGGAUGAAGAUGUGGAGGCUGAUGAUGAUGAAGACGAUGAAGGAGACGAGGCAGAAGAGGCUGGAGAGGAGAACGACAGACCUUAUAACCUCAGGCAGCGUAAAACUGUGCAGCGAUAUGAAGCGCCCCCAAUAGAGCCAGUGAACAGAAAGCAGAGCAAGGGCUCUCUGUUCGACACGCACAGAUCUCCUGCAAGAAGAAGCCAUAUUAGAGUAAAGAAACAUGCCAUUCACAGUAGUGAAUCGACAUCAUCGUCUGAUGAAGAGCGCUUUGAGAGGCGGAAAAGCAAAAGCAUGAGCCGAGCUCGUAACAGGUGUCUACCCAUGAACCUACGAGCAGAGGAUCUGUCCAGCGGUGUGCUUCGAGACAGAGUGAAAGUGGGUGCUAGUUUGGCAGAUGUGGAUCCCAUGAAUCUGGACACUUCUGUGAAGUUUGACAGUAUUGGAGGUCUCUCCCAUCACAUUCAGUCUUUAAAAGAGAUGGUCGUCUUUCCUUUAUUAUAUCCAGAAGUGUUUGAGAAGUUUAAGAUCCAGCCCCCAAGAGGAUGUCUGUUUUAUGGGCCUCCAGGAACUGGGAAGACGCUGGUGGCACGAGCUUUGGCCAAUGAAUGCAGUCAGGGUGACAGGAAGGUGUCUUUUUUCAUGCGCAAGGGCGCAGACUGCCUCAGCAAAUGGGUGGGAGAGUCUGAACGACAGCUCCGCCUACUUUUUGAUCAGGCAUACCUCAUGAGACCCUCCAUCAUCUUUUUCGAUGAGAUUGAUGGCCUCGCUCCUGUUCGCUCCAGCAGGCAGGAUCAGAUUCACAGCUCCAUAGUGUCUACAUUACUGGCAUUGAUGGAUGGUUUGGACAGCCGGGGGGAGAUAGUGGUCAUCGGUGCUACAAAUAGACUCGACUCUAUUGACCCCGCACUCAGGAGGCCCGGGCGCUUUGACCGGGAGUUUCUGUUCAACCUGCCAGAUAAAAAGGCUCGAAAGCACAUUUUAGAAAUCCACACCAGGGACUGGAGCCCCAAGCUAGCUGAACCCUUCAUAGAUGAGCUAGCUGAGAAGUGUGUCGGUUACUGUGGGGCCGACAUCAAAGCACUUUGCACAGAGGCUGCGCUAGCGGCUCUGCGGCGGUGCUAUCCUCAGAUCUACGGCAGCAGCCAGCGUUAUCAGCUGGACGUGGGCUCCAUCGUUUUGGGAGCGCAGGAUUUUGGUCGUGCUCUGCGCUCUAUAGUACCUGCGGGUCAAAGGGCCCUGGCUCCACCCGGCCAGGCCCUUUCCUGUGUGUUGAAGCCCCUGCUGGAGCCCACACUGGCCCAAACGCUGGCCUGCCUGAUGCGAGUCUUCCCCCACGCAGAGCUCCUGCACAGGGAACACACACACGACACUGACAAUCAUCUGUUGGUGGAGGACUCGUACAGCGAGGACGAGGAAUGUUUCGGUGCUCCUUCCAUUUAUGAAACUCAGUCAGGAUCGCUGAAGGAAGCAGCUUCCUGCACGACACACAAACCCUUUCUCCACUUUACCACUUCUGCCUACAAGCAGCCCACCUCUUACCGGCCACGGCUGCUGCUGACGGGACCCCAGGGCGCGGGGCAGAGCACACACCUGGCCCCUGCUGUGCUGCACCACCUGGAGAAGUUCACUGUGCACCGUCUCGACCUACCCACGCUAUACUCCGUCAGUGCCAAAACCCCGGAGGAGUCUUGUGCUCAGGUGUUUCGUGAGGCUCGACGCUGUGUACCCAGCAUCAUCUACAUGCCUCACAUCAGUGACUGGUGGGAAGCCAUCAGUGAGACGGUCAAGAGCAGCUUCCUCACACUCCUGCAGGAUGUACCCUCAUUCACACCGCUCCUCAUCCUCGCCACAGCAGAGACCAUCUACCAGCAGCUCCCAGACGAGCUGACAUGCAUCUUCAGCCGUUCAUACGGGGAGGUGGUUUGUUUAAGCAUGCCGGGAGAAGAAGCACGCAGGAAGUUUUUUUCAGACCUCAUUCUUGAGCAGGCAGCCAAGGCACCACCCAGCAGGAGGAAAACCGUGAGCGCUCUGGAGGUGCUGACCCUUGCUGAAGACCCCGGUCCUCGGCAGCUCUCACCAGAGGAGCAGCGGCGACUGGAGGAGCAGGAGGAGAACACCUUGCGCGAGCUCCGCCUCUUUCUCAGGGACGUCACAAAGCGGCUCGCCACCGACAAGCGCUUCCAGAUCUUCAGCAAACCCGUGGACAUUGAGGAGGUUUCAGACUACCUCGAGGUUAUCAAACAGCCUAUGGACCUGUCCACGAUCAUGAUGAAGAUCGACACUCACAAAUACAUGGUGGCCAAGGAUUUUCUAGUGGACAUUGACCUCAUUUGCAGCAAUGCGUUAGAGUACAAUCCAGACAAGGAUCCGGGAGAUAAAAUCAUCCGCCACAGGGCCUGCAGUAUGAAGGAUACUGCGCACGCCAUGAUCGCCUCUGAACUGGACCCUGAGUUUGACCGCAUGUGUGAGGAGAUCAAGGAGUCCUGCAGGAAGAGAGGCUCUCUGACCACAGCGCAGCCGGCCAUCACUCCGAGCGCUGUGGCGACCAGGAGACCUGUGGGAGAGGAGGCGGGGUUAAGCGCUUCUCAGGGUGAUGGAGUGGACAAGCACUGCAGCAGUGAGUACAUGCAGAACACAAACAGAGCUUUUAGGCUAGACUUUGCAGGUGAUGGAACAAGCUGUACUUUGACUGCGUUGUGUUACACUUCUGCUAACAGCUCUGCCUGUGACAGGAGUUUUCACGUGGGACAGUGUGAUUGUGUCUCCAGUUCAUGGCCAUUCUGUAGAUUCUAUUCCACUCAAAACACUGACUCUAAGAGAUCGGUUAGAGUAGAAUUGUGUGGUAUGAGAUUACUGAGCGACUGAAGACAUGUCCGCUUAUUGAGGCUGUUUAAAUGUGC